Molecule: messenger RNA, 2876 nt
Organism: Frankliniella occidentalis (western flower thrips)
Lineage: Eukaryota; Metazoa; Arthropoda; Insecta; Thysanoptera; Thripidae
Exons: 7
Coding region: 1325-2578 (417 amino acids)
Biological process (GO): regulation of cell projection organization
Cellular component (GO): ciliary basal body
Molecular function (GO): cytoskeletal protein binding
Source: RefSeq, a predicted model, not a curated record
GCCGCCAGCGAUGGAGAUAAGCGCAGCGCUGACAGAUGUUCCAUUUUCCCAAAGCCAUAAAAAGGAAUAGUUCACAAUAGUGUGUCCUCGCUCUUGGGGCGCACGAACAGCAAGGGCAAAGGGCGAGGGUAGGGGUGAGGAAGCGGGGAGGGGGCGGGGGCACUGAUUGGAAAAGGGCUGGUGGGUGGCUUGUACGGGGCGCCCGUUAUCGAGGGCCUCUCGAUGUGUGUUGUGUAGUUCUCCACCGGACGCGCCGCCGACGCCAUGCCCGCCCCCAGCGCGCUGCACCUGCACAUCAAGGCCCUGGUGGCGGAGGCGGUGGCGCGGCGCGCGUCCGUGGUCGGGCCGUGCGUCGCCGACGCCGACCCCAACCGGACCCGCGGUCCGCCGUCGACGCCUCCGUGGGAGCGCGCGGCGCGCUGCCCCGCCGGCUGCUCCGCGUCAGACGUGGUGCUCCGCGCGCUGCUCAAGGCCCCGGAGGCCGCCAAGAAGUCCAAAGGGCGCGGCCGCGCUCGGCCCGCGUACCUCGCCUACCCGCGCGCCGGCCCCGGCGCUGGGCUGCGCCAGCAGUGGCCCUGGGGACGGCGCCGGCCUUCCACCGCGCCGCCGGAGCCCACCGGUACGCGGCGAACGGGGAGCGAGCGGGAGGGGGAGCCAGAUGUAGAAGCCGGAGAAAGGCUGCUCGUAGUCACCAGCCCCUCGCAUCCACGCACCGGCGGGGAGCGGGGAGGAUACAGGAAGCGAAUCUCGGAUGACGAUGACACCAUCAUCCUCCUUAGCCUCUGCCCAUCCCUGGGAGGCCCCUGCCAGGUAGGCACGCCCGUCAGUACCGCGUGCCACGCGGGCUGGCCUAGCCUUCGGGCCUUCGGGCGUCACGGCUGCUCUGAAGCUACCGGCGCGCAUAAGUCACGGACGAGCCCGGGCCGGGGUCCCCCAUCCUCCUCAUGCAUACAGCCACGUGUGCAUACGUAUGGCGCUUGACGUGGCCGCCGGGGUGCUGGGGGCCGGGGGCGCUCCCCACCUCAGGAGGCAGCACACGCGGGCCCCCGGCAGCACCCGCCGCGCUCAGCGCCGCCCCGCGCGGUAUCAUCCCCUCCUUACUUUAGCCGCGAUGGAUUUCAUUGUCGACUGUCACCUGUUCCGCCGAGCCGACGGCGCCGACAGCGACAGCUCAGGUGGCGGCUAUAGGCUCCCGCCCGGCUCAGGGCGCAGCCCCAAUCUCUGACAACAGUCGGACCCACCGGGCCGGGCGCGGGCGUGGUAGGCGGUUCCCUCGGUGUACGGGCGUCGUCGGCUACCCCCGCCCCGGGAGGGCAACGCGGGCAUGUGGUUGUGGGGCUCCGAGUCCGAGCCAGCGUCAGACAGGCAUUGGGACUACUACCUGCCAGUCCGGGAGCAGGAGCAGGCCCGGGUGGCGUUCGGCUCGGCCCAGAGCAGGGCGGUGAUGCCCUUGGCCGGACUCAAGGGCGGCGCCUCCAGGCUCGCAAACCUCGCGCUGCGGACCACAGACGCUCUCCGUGACCUGGGCCCGGCAGCGUACCAUGCCGCCAACCUCGGUGCCCUGUACGACGUCCUCCACAAGGUCACCAGCAAACGCGGCGUCGGCCCCGGAGCCCGCACCGCCCUCCGAUUCCGGGAGGUGGACCAACACCUCCCCGCACCCAACACCUACCAGGUGGUACUCGGUGGCCUGUCCGGCGCACCGUGCGCGGUACCCUUCAACACCAACACCACCAGGACGGCCCUCGUCUGUUCGGACACCCCCGGGCCGGGGUCCUACUCGCCGGGCGCGUUCAACCUGCCCGGGGUGCCGGUGGCGGUGCGCUGCGGGGCGGGCGAGGGGCCCGGCCGCUGCGAGGGCUGCCUGCAGGAGCUGCCCGCCGGCGUGGAGUUCUGGGCGCUGGACGCCGCGGUGCAGGGGCUGGCGCGCGGCUGCGUCCUGUGCCAGGCCUGCAUGCUGGGCGCGCGCCGCCAGCCGCGCGACCUGGCGCGCUACACCCGCUGGCAGCUGGACGCCUUCCGGAAAACGCGUGACUGCUCGGACAUACAUCGGCACGAGGGCACCAAGGCCAAGAUCCUGCUCGUGGACCCCAAGACGGUGGCCAAGCGGCGGCGGAAGGAGGCGUACCUGGCCAAGUACUUUCGCGACCACACCGUCGUGGACCCCGACUUCAUGCCCGGCACCGAGCCCGCCAAGCUGACCGAGGGUGAGCAGGCGCGGGGUGUCCCGAGGAAGGACGACUUCUGCUGUCUGCACGAGGCUUUCAAUAGUUUCAACAAGGACCACAUGUCGUUCGGCCUGCGACUGCCGUCAGAUCUCAUCUACAACACGAUGAAAAGGUGUGCCCUCGACUUCCACCCGUCGCUCUCCUCGUCGCUGAGAACGACAACGGAGCGGUCGUCGUCGCUGAAGUCAGACGGCCGGCGGCGCAGCGGCGGCUCCAGGGCGCUGCACUCGCUGAAGUCCUCGGGCGCCACCCAAUCGGAGCACGGCGGCGCCUCUACCGCCGACCAAUCACGACGGGAAUCAACGACCCACGUGACCGGGCGGGAGGGCGAGUCGCCUCCCCGAACCUAACCUUACCACCCGCACCGUCAAUGUAACAGUUGCAUAUUCUUUUUAUGCAAGUUAGUAUUAAGAUUCCCAAAAUGUUCUCUACAAGUUUUUUACCAUGUACCUACAGUCAGUUUAGUUAGUUUUUACGCGAGGUGCCUUUGCACCAGCAGACGAGUGCAUCUAGUCAUAUCAUUGCUCCGACCAAACAGUACAUUUUCAGUGAUACUAUACAUGAUUCAAUUUUAAUCCAACCGCUAACGUGUUCCUAUCUGACAACUUAAGUGUUCACCCAGACAGUGUUGCUAAUAACAAUAAUGAA